Molecule: messenger RNA, 697 nt
Organism: Harpegnathos saltator (Jerdon's jumping ant)
Lineage: Eukaryota; Metazoa; Arthropoda; Insecta; Hymenoptera; Formicidae
Exons: 2
Coding region: 321-569 (82 amino acids)
Source: RefSeq, a predicted model, not a curated record
UUGUUUUUUGUGUGCGGUGUGUACUGUGUUUAUUCUUCAUCUCCUUUGUUCCUGGUGGGGCUCCAAGAUGCCUGAAUAUAAGUCAUCGUUCCCGGAAACGUCGGCGUAAUUCUCGCGAUAGAUCGCGCGAACAAGAUCUUGGAAUUCGCUCGCGCGAACGCGAUUUGGAAGUUAGGCCGCGAGCUUCCUCACGCGAUGCUUCCCUCUCGUCGGGAGCGGAUCCCGCCAUUAUCUUGCACGAUAUUUUGGCCUUCAAGAAGAUCCAACGGGCUUCCGCAUCUCUGCCUGCCGACAACGUCCGGUCUGUUCCCGUCGUCGCGAUGCAGGUCGCUAGCCCUACCCUGGCGGACGAUGCUCUCAUCGCCGUUCCAGAGGACUUGCAGACAGAUGAGCAUCCAGUUCUUGAGAACCAGGGCGGCGUACCAGCGGGCCAGCCUCAGUCAGCCACUGUCUCCUUCGUCGAGUUUUCUCCACUCCCUUUGGAGCUAGACGACAUUCUCAUCGACGUUCCAGAGGACUCGCAGGCAGAUGAGCAUCCGGUUCUUGAGAACCGGGGCGGCGUACCGUGAAGAAAAUUGUCGCCACUGUAAAUUUUUAAUAUUUCAUAUUUAUUACUUGUAAUAUUAGAUUUUAUAGUUGAAAAAAAUGUGCAAACAGAUAUAAUGACCUAAGAGCCGGUAGUGAGUGUUCUUGAAAA